Messenger RNA from Cololabis saira (Pacific saury), 1370 nucleotides. It is a transcript of the gene il12ba, whose product is annotated as interleukin 12Ba. The transcript has 7 exons. Gene Ontology annotation, molecular function: protein binding. NCBI's taxonomy places the organism in Eukaryota, Metazoa, Chordata, Actinopteri, Beloniformes, Belonidae. The record is from RefSeq and is a predicted model, not a curated record. Bases 1 to 1056 code for a protein of 351 amino acids.
AUGAAUUUGCUUGUUUUCUGCAUCAUCUGUGUAUCUCUACAAGUCACUUACCAAAGCCUGAGGGGCCACUGGACUCUGCUGCCCAACGUCCUGGUUGUGGAGGUGGACGGCAGUUUAAGCCAGCAGUCCCUGAGCUGCCUGCAGAGGCCAGAGGACCCUCUGUGGAGACACAACCAGAGUCAAGAUAUCUUUUGGAAGAAAAAUGGAGUAAAGAAGAAUGAGACAGGGAACUCAUAUUUGGUGCAAUUAGUGGAAAGCUUUGGAGGGGGCAAUUACACCUGCCACAGCAAGGAUGGAUCGCUCCUCAAUCACACCGAGGUCCUGAUUCGGCACCCUGAAACCAGGAUUCUUGUCAAAAGUGACCAAGAUGAUUAUUUAAAGUGCUCGACUCAGAAUUACGACGGAGCGUUCGACUGCGCGUGGACCUGGGACAGCAUUCGUGUUGGCAGAGUAGCGUUCAUCAAAGUUGCACGUGUCGCUGAUCCCAGGAACACAGAGUGCUCUGUAGACAGCAGUAACCGGCGCUGGAUUUGCUCCUCAGCUCACAGUAACUUCAGCUGCUCGGUGCAUGAGGACGGGCGGGGGAUCUCCUGCCUGGACCAGCAGCACUGCCCCUACGCUGAGGAGAACCAGCAGAUCUCCGUCACCGUCUUCGUGAGGACCGACCACUAUCUGCUGGAGAGUUACUCUAAACUCUUUUUCUUGUCAGCGAUAGUGAAACCUGGCAAGGUGACGAUUGGUCGGGUCAACAAAACGGUGGUAGAGUGGAGUUACCCGAGUUCCUGGAGCACACCCCACUCCUACUUCCCCCUCACCUUCGAGGUCGCUCAAGUCAGGGCUCGAUGCAAAAACUGUGAGAACCCCUGCACCGCCUUAAAGCCUUCAAAGCCUCUGGGAAGUACAGACAUUUGUCGGUUAAAGGUGAAGCGCCACACAAAGGCUGUGUGCAUCAGAGCCAAGGAUGCGCUCUGCAACUCACAGUGGAGCGACUGGAGCCACGUCAGGUUAAGGAAAAACAGGAAGAACAAAAAGCUUCAAAAGAAAAAAUUGUCAUAACAGAAGAAAGGAAAUGCCAACACUGGACACUGAAUACGAUCGUACAUCAAUUCCUCUGUAUCUUAUCUAAAAACAUGAUGUUUGUAACUCAUUAUUUACUGAUAAGCAAACAUAUAAAAUCAAUGUGAAUACAGACACUAUUUAAUGGAUGACACGUCUGCUUUAUCUAUGCUUUUUGUUUAAAAAUAAUAGUUAUACUUUGCUCUAGACGUGCCUAGAAGUCAUUCAGGAUGCUGAAUGUUAAGUCUGUCUCGGACUUCUUGUAAAUGUUUUUUAUUUUGCUGUUGUGUGAUUUACAGAAAGGAUCAGAAAAA